CCUCUCGGAKUCGACUUCCUGGAUACGCGCUGAGCACAACAGCUCUCUAGGAUUUGAUAUUAUCUUCUUUAAAACCCYAAAUUUUCAUUCCAUCGUGCUUAUUCACGGGCUGAAACUCGUUUUAAAGGACAAAUGCUUAUUGCUGCGGUGUUACCGAUGAUAACGUAGCAGGACAUCAGGGGCGGAGGGCAGAGAAGCGAGAGAGAAAGAGAGAGAGAGCGCCACGUCAUUGAUCGAGCGAGGCAGAAAAAUCAACGCGCAGCUCGUCCCCCCCGCUGUGGACGCAGAGAUUAGACGGUGACCGGUCCUCCAGUGGGCUUCAAAGUGCAGCUGCCCCUGCCUUGUGCUUUAUUUUUGUCGGUAAAUUACCCGUCUCGCAAGAGGCGCCACACAGCAACCAAAAAUGACGACGUCUAACUGGGGCCUGAUCAUGAAUGUGGUGAACAGCAUCGUUGGAGUCAGUGUGCUCACCAUGCCUUUCUGCUUCAAACAGUGUGGGAUAGUGCUGGGAACUUUCCUGCUGUUCUUCUGUUCCUGGAUGACCCACAAGUCCUGCAUGUUCCUGGUCAACACAGCCAGCUCCACCAAACGAAGGACCUACGCUGGCCUGGCUUUCCAUGCUUAUGGGAAACCGGGAAAAACUCUGGUGGAAACAAGUAUGAUCGGUUUGAUGCUGGGGACCUGCAUUGCCUUCUACGUUGUCAUCGCUGACUUGGGCUCAAAUUUCUUUGCUCAGCUGUUGGGUUUGCAGGUGACGGGCAGUUUUCGCGUGCUGCUGCUGAUCGCCGUGUCGCUGUUCAUCGUCCUGCCUCUGAGCCUGCAGAGGAACAUGAUGUCCUCCAUCCAGUCCUUUUCAGCCAUGGCGCUCAUGUUCUACACCCUCUUCAUGUUCACGAUAGUGUUGUCGUCUCUGCGCUACGGCAUAAUCUCGGGCUCCUGGCUGAAGCAGGUGCACCUGUGGCGCUGGAAGGGCGUCAUUCAGUGCCUUCCCAUWAUCGCCACAACCUUCUGCUGUCACCCGCAGGUGCUGCCRACCUACGACAGCUUGGAUGAGCCGUCAGUCAAACGCAUGAGCACCAUCUUCACCUCGGCUCUCAACGUGGUCACAAUAUUUUACAUCACCGUGGGCUUUUUCGGCUACGUCAGCUUCACAGAGCAAAUCGCUGGCAACGUGCUGAUGAACUUUCCAUCCAACCUGGUGACCGAAAUGAUCCGUGUGGGCUUCAUGAUGUCUGUGGCAGUUGGAUUUCCCAUGAUGAUCUUGCCCUGCCGCCAGGCUAUCAAYACCAUGCUUUUUGAGCAGCAGUGGAAACCAUCCUGGGUCUGACUGGUGCCACCAUGGGCAGUCUCAUAUGCUUCAUCUGUCCUGCUCUCAUCUACAGAAAGAUCCAGAAGAAUGGCUGUGUUUCUCAGCUCGUGCUGUGUGUUGGCCUCGGCAUCCUGCUCAUCAGCACCUUUACCACUCUCUCAAUAUCRGCCCGUACCUCCAGCUCCAGUGUCCAAAUUCAUCCUCCCCCAGCAGCUGACAGGAGCAGGCAGCCGCUACCAGAACUCUCCGAACCGCACGACGAACUCCCAGAAAAAGAAGUGAUGAAAGAAAAUCCUGGUCUUCCAGCUGCGGAUGGAAAGAACAAUCAGGACGAGCCUCCUCAAAUCAAAGGACCGGUCGAACUUCCUGAUAGAGAGGAGGAGAAGGUGGUGCAGGUGGACCGCCCAGACGCCGGYGUCGCGCUGCCGGAGGGAGAAGCCCAUCGCCACGAACCACCCAUCCCCCACGACAGCGUCAGGGUGGACUCGAGAAAAAACGAAGCCGAGCUGGAAGAGGAAAAGAAGAAAGCGCCCGCUGAGAGCGUGGAGGACAAACCAGAAGUUCCUGAGCAAGAAAUUCCUCUAAAGAUGGAAGACCGAAAAGAGGCCRAGGUUGAGGAGAAACAGGCGGAGGCAGCUGCGCGAAACGAACCGGAGAAAGCAGGCGGUCACGUCGUGUCUAACGAGGUGCUGGAGAAGGUAGAAGGCCGAAAGGAAGAUGGAGCUCCACUGAAGGGGGUGGAACAUCUUGAUCCCGUUAAACAUGCAGAAAACGCAGCCAAUCAGGCUGCAGGCGCACAAGUUAACAAGGCUGCCAAACCUGCAGAAAAAGCUGCACUUCCUGAGGGAGAGCAUCAUCCUGCUGAAAGAGCCGCAGACAGCAAAGAUACAGCAGAUGAAAAGAUGGAGGUGAUAAAAAAGCUGGUUGCAGAGGGCCAGCUUGACCACGUCGUGCUGCUGCAGGUGAUCAAGGAGCAGCAAGAGCAACAGAAGAGACUUCUUGACCAGCAGGAGAAAUUACUGGAUGUCAUAAAAGAGCAACACAAGGAAAUSCACCAGAAACAACCUCCUGGAGCUGCUGAGGUGGAUGCGGAGAAAGGCAUUCCAGAGGGUGGAGCAGUGAAGCCCAGAGAGUCUGGCCUGGCGUCAGAGGCGAGAGGAGYCGGAGCUCCACAGGCUGCAGGAGACGAGGCUCACGCUGCGCCUCAGAAUCAGGCUCCAGCCGGGGAUACAGCAGCUGAAGUCGAGGGGGCUAAAGCAGACACUCCAGCACCCUACAAGGAAGACGACAACGCUGCACCUGGAGGAGAGUCUCAGAAGCAGAGGGAGCUGGGAGCAAGAGGGGUGCCCCUAGGAAAGAAACAAAAUGAUGACAGACCACCCGCGGCUCGAAAUGAUCAGGCUCAACAAGUCAAARUUGAAGACAGAAGCAUAGAUAAAGAAAAAGAAAAGAGUGAAAAUCGUAUAGAAAAWGUACAAAAAGAUAAAGUUGAUGGGCAGGUAAAGGAAAAGGUGGCCAAAGAACAGGAGCUGGAAAGGGUAAAACUAGAGAAAGAAGAGCUGAAGAGGAAGGAAAAGCUGGCCCUACAACAGCAGUUAGAGAGGGAUGAAAAGGAGAGGAUAAGAAAAGAAGUUCUAGCAAGGGUGGAGAAGGAGCGACUGGAGAGGGAGAAGAGAGAGGAGCUGGAGCGGGAGAAGAGAAAGGAGCAGGAGAGGGAGAAGAGAGAGGAGCAGGAGAGGGAGAAGAGAGAGGAGCAGGAGCGGCUGGAGAGGGAGAAGAGAGAGGAGCAGGAGCGGCUGGAGAGGGAGAAGAGAGAGGAGCUGGAGAGGGAGAAGAGAGAGGAGCAGGAGCGGCUGGAGAGGGAGAAAGCGGAGCUUCAGAGAGCAGACAGCGAAAUAAAGGAGCGAGUGAAGAAAGUGCUGCAGGCGGAGGAGACUCAGGAGAGGCUGGCCGUGCAGCACAGGGCCGGAGAAGCCAAAGUUACAGACGAGGCGGCGCAGGGGGGCGAGGGCAAGCCUUUGAAAAACGGAGGCCGAGACCUCAAAGAACAAGCUGCUGCUCAGGCGGACCCCGGAGAAGGGCUGGAAGAUAAUGGGGCCAUCAAAGCUGAGCCCCGCCCCCAGAGCUCCAACGAGAAGGCGAGGGAGCAGGAAGACACGGAUCUGAGGCGGAGGCGGAGGGAGCUGGGACCUGGAGAGGCUGCAGCCCCCCCGGAGGACUCGGCAGAGCUACGAGGGCUUCCUGGGCUGGAGCCUCUGCUGGAGCUGGGGGGCUCAGACCUGCACGCUGCCCUGGAGCAGCAGCUGCUGGCCGGCGCCGUGGUGCACUCCAGACAGAUGAAACAGACCACAGAGAAUGAUGAUGGAACAAAAUAACACACAUCAGAAACACACACACACACACACAUACAUACACACACAUACAUACACAUAUUUCAUGGCCUGAAAGCACAUUCUCAUACUGUGGACCA
Molecule: messenger RNA, 3779 nt
Organism: Austrofundulus limnaeus
Lineage: Eukaryota; Metazoa; Chordata; Actinopteri; Cyprinodontiformes; Rivulidae
Gene: slc38a10
Product: solute carrier family 38 member 10
Biological process (GO): amino acid transmembrane transport
Cellular component (GO): membrane
Molecular function (GO): L-amino acid transmembrane transporter activity
Source: RefSeq, a predicted model, not a curated record